ACUUGAUGGAACUGACAAUAGAGCCAGCUGGAACAAGGGGUGGGGGAAAAAAACAUAUGUCCUGGUUAUUGGGUUAAUGGCUCGAGGUUUUGUUUCCAUUGUUUUCUUUUUUGGUAGUAGCCUGGACAGGAGUGACAGCAAGGACAGAUAAAAAAACAUGGAGUCGCAUGAUCAGUGUAGAAGGAAAGCCAGGUGUCAAAACCACGUGGUGUCUGCUCUCCACAGGAAAAGGAACCCAUUGACGCCUCGGUUUUCAAGCUCAAACCUCCCACAUGAUUAAGCUUCAACAACAGCUAUAAUUAUUCGCGGAUCAAGUCUCUUCUUCCUAACCCCCUCGUGCAAAUGGUGGGCGUCUUCAAGCGUUCUCUUUCAUUUCCCAACAAGCAUCCCAACCGUCCAUCGAAACCGCCUAUAUCUCAUCACGUAAGAUCCGUCAGUCUUCCAUGCAGAUCACAUCCUUUGAUUUCCCAGAUCAAAACUGAGAUCAAUGAGCUCAAAAUCUGGUCUUCCAAAUCUGAAAACCGAACAUCGGCUUGGCUCUGUGACGGCUUACGUCGUCUCAAAGACGUUCACGACUCUCUUGAUGAUAUUCUCCAACUCCCUCAAACACAGGAGUCUCUUCGUAACCAGCACCAGUGGGUCGAGAAGCUUCUAGAAGAUUUUCUUCGCUUUGUUGACGUUUAUGGAAUCUUUCAGACGUCAGUUUUGGCUCUUAAAGAAGAGCAGCUUGCGGCACAGGUGGCUAUAAGGAAGAAAGAUGAUUCAAGAGUGGCUUUGUAUUUAAAAGCUAGAAAAAAGAUUGCUAAAGAGAUGGUUAAACUUGCAUCAGCAAUUCGAUGUAUUGGGCAAUACCCAGUUCCAAGAUCCCUGUUGGUGUCGAAUAUUGCUAACACUGAGUUGGCUGGUGUGGUCUGUGAAGCUGUGGAAGUGACAUUGUUGGUCACAGAAGCUCUUUUUAGUGGAAUUUCAUCAUCAUUUGCGUCGAGAAAGUCUUCUUGGAUGGGGCUGAGGUUAAGCAAGAGGGCUAAGAGUCUCAAGGUUGAAGAAAGUAUUGAAGAAUUUCAACAAGUUAGUGCAGAGAUCUUGUGGGGUUUGAGAAAAAAAGAUGACGAACAUGUUGACAAGGUAUUGAAGAAAAUGCAGCAUUUAGAAGGUUGUAUCUGCAGUGUUGAUAGUGUUAGUGAAAAAGCAUUUAGAAGCUUGAUCAACACUAGGGUUUCACUACUCAACACUCUCACGCACCAUUAGAGAGUUGGACUGGAUUCAAUUUGAUUCGGAUCAAGCAUGAAAAAGACCCAGUUCGAGAUCAGUUCAAAUUUAACGAGUUGAAGUUUGAAUUCAGCUAAAACUCAAGCAACUUGUUUCAAAUCUAGCCUUGUUUCGCUUUCCUUAUGUUUCAAUUACUUAGAACAAAAUGAAAUUCUUCGAAACCAGUCUGCAGAUCAUGUGAAUGUAAAUGGAAUGGAACUUUGUACAGUUUGGAAUUUUCGUAAAUUGAUUUUCUUCAGUCAUGUUUCAUAAAUCUUAAAAUGAAGUACAAUUGGUUCUUGUA
Molecule: messenger RNA, 1552 nt
Organism: Mangifera indica (mango)
Lineage: Eukaryota; Viridiplantae; Streptophyta; Magnoliopsida; Sapindales; Anacardiaceae
Exons: 2
Coding region: 343-1248 (301 amino acids)
Biological process (GO): root development; shoot system development
Source: RefSeq, a predicted model, not a curated record